Photinus pyralis (common eastern firefly) is the source of this 1532-nucleotide messenger RNA. Its product is annotated as growth arrest-specific protein 1-like. Lineage: Eukaryota; Metazoa; Arthropoda; Insecta; Coleoptera; Lampyridae. The coding region runs from base 232 to 972 and encodes 246 amino acids. The transcript has 3 exons. Gene Ontology annotation, biological process: regulation of cell cycle. The record is from RefSeq and is a predicted model, not a curated record.
AGAAAAGUAGGUACUCCGUUGGCUGUCAGCCUCCGUUGAACACAACUUAAUCCCAAACAUUAAAUCCGCGUCGGUUGUUGUGAAAGAAACACGCACCCGCUUCGUUUUAAAAUACUCGGAAGAUAAAAUUCGAAUUUAUUCCUCGUAAAUAUACCGAGUGUUUGUGUAUGUGUUUGGCUUAUAUUGGAAACAAUGUGAGGAGCAGGAUCGGUUUUUUUACUAUUUUACGGUAUGUGGUGGGUCAUGAUGUCGGUGACGGCGAUAGUGGGUGUUGCAGCGGAAUAUCGUGCUCCUAUAUCAUGCGAAGAAGCUCGCCUUAAAUGUGCAUACCGCGUCGGAUGUGGAAAGGCCCUUCAAAAUUACAUGGUCGGCUGUUCCGCGGUACUGCAAGGACCGGAAUCGCCAUCCUGCCCCGAGAAUUGCCAGCACGCCCUUAUAGCUCUGACAUCGACCGAAGAGGGACGCGAUCUAAUGAAGUGCGAAUGCAGCGAUGAUUUCUGCGAAGAUGCCAAGCGGAGGGUGGAGGUUUGCAGACCACAGGUGUUAAAGGCGACAAGAAAUGAGUCGGUAGUUUCGUGCCGGGUAGCCCAAUGGAUUUGUUCCGCGGACGCGUUGUGCUCAACGGCCUUGGAUUAUUACAAUCGAUACUGCAGAUCGAUGUUUCACGGGAAAAAGUGCACCCAUAGAUGUCUAAAUUCAAUUUCGAUCCUUCGACGGCAGGAAAAGGCCUCCAAAUUGGAAUCGUGCAAAUGCGACGGCCACGAGGAGUACGACUGUCCGCAGAUACAAAACAACAUGGCCAGGCUGUGCUUCCACAAGAACAUUAACCAAGUGACGCCAGAACCUGUGGGCGACAUAGAAACGAAUAACAUUAUAAGGGAUACGCGUACUUCCGUGGGUGUUUGUGGUGUUAUACGAACCAGUUUGUUCUUAAUUCUGGUACUCAAUACACUAACAUUUGCGGUGACGUGAUCAAAAGUCGCGUGUUCCUCCACCAACCACUAUCUACCUCGUUGCACACGUCAGUAUUUUGUAAUUUGAUCUGAACCUUUAAAAUUUAGUAGCCAGACCAAAGUUGUUGAAUUAUUAGAACCAGACGUUACUGAUAGUUCCUAAGAUCUGAUACAUUACCAUAGUAAACUGAAGUUGUAAAUUUCUUUGUACAGUGUGUAUUAUAUUUGCUUAGCUGUAAGUCACUCUUUAUAGUCAUACAGAUUAAGUUGUGUCAAUGAUAACUACAGGAUUUUUAGCCAAAGAGGCGCUUUGGGCUGUAUGUUGCUUUAAGUUAUUGAAAUGCUUUAAUCUCCUUUAAGGUGGUUGUUGAAUUCCUGUUUUUUGUUUUUAAUAGAUCCAGAUUGCAGAAAUCGUAGACAGAAUCUUUAUUUUGUGAGUACAAAAAGCUAAUGUCUUUAUCUAGUUGUCUAUUCUUAUGUAAAAUUAAUGUACAAAUUGUUAUAGUGUGAUUGGAUUUUAGAUAAAAGUUUAUAUUGUGAAUGUGACAGAAAAUAAAUGACUUUUUUUAUAUUCUCAGA